Linepithema humile (Argentine ant) is the source of this 872-nucleotide messenger RNA. NCBI's taxonomy places the organism in Eukaryota, Metazoa, Arthropoda, Insecta, Hymenoptera, Formicidae. The record is from RefSeq and is a predicted model, not a curated record.
UGUACAUCAAAAUAGAUUAAAAAUUAGAUAUACGAGUUCUCAACAAGCAAGAAUUUUAAUCGCUUACUUCACAAUGCUAUUCAGUCGCAUACUUCACACUGUUGCAUUCAGGUUUUAUUAAAUUGGAACAUGACAUUUUGCGCGCGCUAUUUACAAAUAGUAUCUCUUGUUUAUCACAAAUGGGCACGAAACAGAGUAUCUAUGAGAAACCUGGUACUUUGGAUUACUAUAGAUUCAGUGCGGAAGAAUAUGCAUUGGUUAAAAAAGUCUGGUCGGGGAUCGAAAUUAACCCUCAAUUUCACGGCAACGCUUGGCUCAUGAGCUUUUGCAAAGCUUAUCCGCAAUAUGUGAAAUUUUUUACGCUGGAGCCCAAUUUGCUCGUGAUCUUCGAUGCGCAUACUAUGACGAAAUUUUCAGUGAUCAUGGAAACAAUGGGUUAUCUUCUAUUGGACUUCAAUGAUAGGCCGAAACGGUUGGAUCGAUUUGUUGGUUAUAUAGCGAUGGUGCACAAGGACAUGCGAUUAGAUGAACAAGAUAUGUGUAAUCUCGUAACGUCUUUAUUCGAAUACUUGUCACAAACGUAUCCCGCGCAAAUGACCUCGCAGUGUCGGGAAGCAAUGUCCAGGUUCAUGGAUAAGAUUAUAAAGCAACUCUCCAUAAAGAUGGAAGCUUUUCGUCGUUACGACGACGCGCAAUCGGAUUCGACAGCGCGAUCGAAAUCGGUAAAAGAUGCAUAACUUGGCCUCGGGACAAUGAUGUUAAAACUAUACAUUGCUAUUUCUAACCAAACUAAGCAAGUUAAAUUGAAGUUCUAUAGUAUUUUAUAUCGAAAAAUAUAACAAAACUUCUUGAAAAUAUUAGAUUGAUCAAAA